This is a messenger RNA of Naumovozyma dairenensis CBS 421, 1293 nucleotides long. RefSeq names its product succinate--CoA ligase (GDP-forming) subunit beta (gene LSC2). Bases 1 to 1293 code for a protein of 430 amino acids. Gene Ontology annotation, cellular component: succinate-CoA ligase complex; mitochondrion. Gene Ontology annotation, biological process: succinyl-CoA metabolic process; tricarboxylic acid cycle. The record is from RefSeq and is a predicted model, not a curated record. The transcript has a single exon. Gene Ontology annotation, molecular function: ATP binding; metal ion binding; succinate-CoA ligase (ADP-forming) activity. Lineage: Eukaryota; Fungi; Ascomycota; Saccharomycetes; Saccharomycetales; Saccharomycetaceae.
AUGUUAUCAAGGGCAAAAGCAAUUAUUGACAAGAAACUCCCAUUCCCACAUCCCUUAACAAUUACCCCGACAAGAAACUUAUCAAUUCAUGAAUACCGUUCCACUGAACUAUUAAACAAAUACGGUAUCCCUACUGCUAAGGGAAUAGUAGCAUUCACACCCGAUGAAGCAUUCCAAGCCGCUAAGAAACUUUCCCCCUCCACGGGCCUCGUAGUGAAAGCACAAGCAUUGACUGGUGGUCGUGGUAAGGGCCAUUUCAACACUGGUUACAAAAGUGGUAUUCACAUGAUUAAAUCCGCAGAGGAAGCGUUCCAAGUUUCACAAGAAAUGUUAGGGAAUAAUUUGAUCACGAAGCAAAGUGGCUCCAAGGGGAAGAAAGUGUCUAGUGUUUUCAUUGUGGAAAAAUGUAAUGUUUUGCAUGAAAGUUAUCUUUCCAUUUUAUUUGAUAGGCAAGCUCGUUUACCUUUGAUUAUUGCAUCUCGUGAUGGUGGGAUGAAUAUUGAAGAGAUUGCUGAGGAAAAACCAGAUUCUAUUAAGAAAUUCCAUGUUAAAGAGGAAAUUAUUAAUGACGAAUUAGCUAUGGAGAUUGCCAAGAGUUUAGGAUUCACUCAUACUGAUUUGAGGGAAACGGCUAAAACUAUUCAAAAUCUUUAUAAAUUGUUUAAGGAUAAAGAUGCGACACAAAUUGAAAUUAAUCCAAUAAGUGAAAUUGAAAAGCAUGAAAAUGGGGAAUACGACGUGGUUUGUAUGGAUGCUAAAUUUGGAUUUGAUGAUAAUGCAGAAUUUAGACAACAUGAAAUUUAUUCUUGGAGAGAUAUUACGCAAGAAGAUCCAAAUGAAGUUGAAGCUAAAAAAUAUGAAUUGAAUUUCGUUAAAUUACAGGGUAAUAUUGGUUGUUUGGUUAAUGGUGCUGGAUUAGCUAUGGCAACAAUGGAUGUCAUUAAAUUAUAUGGUGGUGACCCAGCUAAUUUCUUGGAUUGUGGUGGUGGCGCUACCCCUGAAACUAUUAAGAAGGGAUUCGAAUUGAUUCUAUCAAAUGAAAAAGUUGAUGCCAUUUUUGUAAAUAUCUUUGGUGGAAUUGUAAGAUGUGAUUUGGUAGCUGAAGGGUUAGUUGCUGCUGCAAAGGAUUUGAAUUUAAAGAUUCCAAUCAUUGCAAGAUUACAAGGUACUAAUCUAGAUGAAGGUAGAGCUAUUAUUAAAGAAUCUGGUGUGAAAAUCUUUUCAUUUGAUGAAUUAGAUCCUGCUGCAAAGAAAGCUGUUGAAUUAGCAAAUAAAUUCCAUGGUAAGCAUUAA